CUUAGUGGAUACGGUGUAAUGAUAACAUAGGUUCAACCGACCAUGCCCAAAUUCAGCUCGGGGCGUUGUUGAUAUAAUGCAAUAGUCCUUGUAUUUAUAUUGAUAACUAAAAGGCUUUGCCAAAUUCGAACCGACGGAAAAAUUGAAAAGGAUGGCGUAAUAAUGUGUUAUAUACUAGGGUAUAAAUUCUAUAGGUUUCACGCUGCGAACUUACAUUGAACUUAUAUUUCUCAAAUCGUAUGUAAACAGAGUUGUACACCUGUAAUUAUGAAUAGGAAGACAAUAUCAUUUACGAAGGACAGUCUUAACGAUCUUGUACCUACUAGUAACAUGCAAUGGGAGGAUAUACAGAAAAACACAUUCACAAACUGGGUAAACGAACAACUGAAAACCAAAGGGAUUGUCGUUCGUGAUAUAAGAAGUGAACUAUCUGAACAUCUAAGUACAUUAGUGGAAGUAUUACAAAGACAGCCAAUAUUGGGUAUAACUAACAGGUCGGACAAUCAGUAUGCACGUUUACAAAAUAUUACCGUAGCAUUGGAGGCUAUUACUAGCGAUGGCGUGAGGAUAGUCAGUAUUGACAGUUCUGAUAUUGCUGACGGAAACUUGAAGUUAAUUCUUGCCUUGAUAUGGCAGCUGAUCCUCCGUUAUCAAAUAGGCAAUGCAAACAUUCAAAACAAAAGUUGGUUGUUGGCAUGGAUACAGGCAGUUAUCCCACAAUGCAAAGUGACGAACCUGACAACAGAUUGGAACGAUGGUUUGGCUUUAAAUGCUUUACUUGACUUCUGUAUGCCUGGGUUGUCAUCACAUUGGAGGUCACUUGACAGAACAGAUAAAGCUAAUAACUGUCAUUAUGCUAUGAAAUUGGCACGUCAGCAGUUCGGAAUACCUCUUAUACUUCGUCCGGAACAUUUAGCCAGUACAGAUUUAGAUGAAUUGUCAUCCAUUACUUAUCUGUCGUAUUUCAUCAAAGUUGGAUCCCCUGGUUACAACGCAACACUACAAAGAAUACAACCCAUGGUUCAUAAUGUUCCAGUCUUCAACUUUACAACAGAUUGGAAUGAUGGUCGGGUUUUAACAGAGCUGGUAACCAACCUGGGAGCCAGGAUUCAAGAUACCUCUCAUACAAAUAUCUCGGAAAUACAGAGGCUCCAAGAAGGAAUUGACGGUGCAACGCAACUAGGUGUAGAGCCUCUUUUGACUGCCUCAGACAUUGCUGAGGAAGACCAGGAACACAUAGGAAUAAUGGCAUACGCUGCAAAGUUUCUGUACUUAAAACCAGGGAAUUCAACUGUACAAAGUACUUCAGCAACGAAUGGGGUUACUACACUGUACGAAGAAGAACGAAGAGUAACAAGCAGGAGUAUACCAAACUUUUCGCACCGGAAAACAACAUUGUCAUCAUAUCCGGUCAACGGUGAAGUAGACUCGUACAAGAUUUCAACGUCAUCUGACACAAGAAGUAGUGCGGAUUAUACAAAACCUAUAAGUGUAGACACAAACCAACAUUCCCCAAUGCUUUACAGGAGUCAAAAUGGACCGCUGACAACUUAUCAUAUUGACAGCAAUAAGAAUUUUGAUGACACAGAGGAUUCAUUUGUCUUUCAAAGAAUUCCAUCUUUAAGGAAAGAAAAAGGAAAAAAGCAUAAAACGGACACGCUGGAUACUGUCAGUGGAAUAAAAGUGGAUACUUACUCAGUGGGGGUUAUUAUUUCGACUACUUCUCAUGAAAUUAUUAGCAAAGAUGAAGUCAUUGUUGAGGCAGAGUCACCUAGUGGCAGGGUUGUAAAACUUACAGGAGAUGGCAAUUAUAAUGCUCAAUUUACACCUGACGAAAUAGGUGAAUGGAAAGUGAGUUUAUUCUGCCACGGCAAGCUGGUAGAUACUUGUCCAAUAGACGUAUGUGAUCCAUCACAAGUAAAAGUUACCGGACUUAAAGGAGGCCUUGUUAACAAGAAACAAUAUUUUACAGUUGACUGCCAAAAUGCUGGAAAAGGUGAUUUGGAAGUGUACAUUGACUUUCGGGGUACAAAAGUUCCUUGUACUAUUAGAGAAACACAGACAGGUGUUUACACGGCCAGUUAUCUCCCCUACAUUUGUGGGGUGUACCGUGUCAGCGUUAGUUUUAAUAAAUCUGAAAUUAGAGAUUCCGAUUACCUCCUUGGGUCCGACAGUGAUGGUAUGCAUCGAAGAGCAAUAUUUUCAACAUCUAUAGAACCUGAUAGAGACAAGUAUAACGUUAAGUCGACAUGUGACUGGCAGAUUGAUUAUAUAACAGGAGGGCCAUUUGAAGUGUUUAUCACGGAUAAAGCUGAUAUAAAAGUUUACAGCAUGCAGGAUGGAACAGUUUGUAAUUUCCCUCACUUAGUAGCUGAUUGUUCAGGGUUAGAUCCAGGACGAAUCGAAGCUCAUGUAUCGUAUAAAGGUUAUCGUUUCCCAGCAAAUACAGUUGAGGAUGAUCCGGGUAUUUACAGAAUUACUUUCCAGCCACGGGGUAAAGGAACCUACAAAAUAUGGAUUGUGUUUGAUGGAAGAAUGGUUAAAGGUUCACCGUUUACACAAGAAAUAGAAGAAAUUGCUGCUACAGCAGUUGGUGAAGGGUUGAGAAGAGGCAGGGAAGGUCAUGAGGCUAAAUUUAAAAUAGAUGCAAGAGGGUUUCCUGGUGAAUUGUCUGUUACAAUUGAUGGUCCACAUUACCCAAUAAAUUGUAAUGUAGUAGCAAACGACGAUGGAACACACACUGCUACAUAUGUACCAGAGGAAGCUGGUCCCCAUAGAAUACAUGUCAAACUUGAUGGCAAAAAUAUAGAAGAUAGUCCCUUCAGACCAUUAAUAGUAGAUCCUUCUAAAAUACGGGUUUCUGGAGGAUGGGAACCCCUUCUUGAUGAACAUGACAGAAUCCCACUUAUUGUAAAUAAAGAGAAGCAAAUUCCAUUUGAUGCAUCGGAGGCUGGUCUCGGUGAGCUGACCGCUGAAGUACAUGGCCCUAGUUACAAGGUUCCGGUAGCUAUAGAUUCCAGAAUAGGAGGGAAACACACGCUUAUUUUCACACCAAAAGAGGAAGGUCGCCAUUAUAUAGACGUUAAGUGGUGUGACUUCCCUAUAUCACCCAAACCGUUUCUUGGUUAUGCUGUUUGGCUUCCUGAAAGUGACAACCAACAUCAGCCGGUCUUAUCCCCAUUAGUGGUUAUGCAGCCAAAGCAACAUCAUUCGUCGGAUCCAGGCCACCUUCAUAACAGUCCAAAUAGAUAUAACUAUCACCUUAUACACCCAACGGUUAAACAAGAAGGAGUACAACCUAAACCGAUGCAAUAUAAAUCAUUGUCAAAUCAGAGAGACAGACCUAUAGAACAACAGCCUAUUCUGUAUGCGUCAGUUCCGAACAAUAGAACAUUACAACACCAACCUGUAAAAUAUACGACACUCCCAAACAACAGAAGACUCCAACCUGAAUCCGUGAUAUAUACGUCUACUGUAGACAAUAGGGAUAGAUCGCUAGACAGAGUAAACGGAGACGAAUUGGAUGGCCCAUGGGUAAAUACCGCUAAUACAAAACCAACAACAAUCUAUGUUACGAAACAUAAACGCAAUAAAAAGAAACGUUUUUCGAGCGGAAGCAGUACGUCGUCAUCAUCAUCCGACGAUUCAAGGAAGAAAGCUCCUCAUUCUAAAAUAACUCUGCUUCGAAAAGUAGUAGAUGAACCUAAAAUAGCAAUGGUUCGAAGAGUUCAAGAUGACCCUAAGAUUGCAGUGGUUCGGCGAGUUCCAGACGAUCCCAAAAUUACUCUAGUGCGAAGGGUUCCAGACGAUCCCAGAAUUACUGUUAUUCGAAAAGUUUCUGAUGUCAGUUCUAGGUCAACACCGAGAGUCCUUGUUCCAAGGCGUACUGGCAGUCUACAUUCUACUGCAACAACUAAUACCGAUCCAGAAAGGGUUGUAUACAGAACGCCCCGUAUUUACACAACUUAUGUUGCGAACAGUCCGAGUCGUAGUUCUAGUUCACCGUCACCGUCAUAUAAAAUUGUUGAUGGCCCGGCAUUGUCACAUAGGAGCUAUGAACAUUCACCAAUAGAUCCUUCAAAAGUUAUACUCAGUGGAAAAGGGCUGAAAGAAGCUUUUGCCAACAAAGAAGCGACAUUUAACAUCGACGGCCGCAAUGCAGGACCAGGUGAACCCGCCACGAAAAUGUUUAGUCCAAAAUAUGAAAUCCCUAUCGAAGUUAGGCCAUUUGGUCCCAAACAGUAUCGUUGUACGUAUAUUCCUGCCUACCCGGGAGCUUACUUACUGGAUAUCAAAUGGAACGAUAGAAAACUUAAGUGUUGUCCUUUCAAAAUAAACGUCAAUCCUCCAUUUUACCCGGAGAAAGUUAAUGUAAGUGGAGCAAAUAUUAAAGGCGGAACGGUUGGGAAGGACUUCCAUCUACAGAUAGAUCCAAGAAAAGCGGGAAAAGGAAAACUUACUGCCAAAUGUACGGGUCCUUCUAACCAGAAAGUGGCUGUAUCUCUUGUUGAAAACAUCGAUGGUACUACUAAAGUGUCUUUCAAACCCGUGGAGGCCGGCAGACAUAUUAUGGCUAUCAAAUACAAUAAGGAACAUGUUUUAGGUAGUCCCUACGCAAUCGAUAUAAGGGUACCUCACCACAGUGGAAUAGUAUAUGUACAUGGACCAGGUAUAGAGAACAAUGGUGUCUUAGGAGAAUAUGAAAGUCAUUUUUGGGUAGAUGCAAGAGACGCUGGGUCAGGAGAACUUAAUGUCAGUGUGAUGGGUCCUAAAGGUGCUUUCAAUGUAGAAAUGAAGAGAGACAGUCAGAAAGAUAGAAUUUUUCACUGUAGAUACAAUCCACAUGAACCAGGGACUUAUACAAUAAAUUGCAAGUGGUCAGGACAUCACGUGGGAAACAGUCCGUACCGAAUCCACCUAGGAGUAUCAAAGGACGAUUUAGAUAGAUUCCUGUUCGAAUUACAACAUGGCGAAACUUUACUUUAUUAGGUCCUAGAAUUUUAUGGCAAUUUCAGUUGGGGAGAAAUUAUAGAUCUUAUUGGGGACUAUAUUUAAAUACCAAAUUGAAUACAUAUUCAUCAGAAGAUUGUAUUUACUGUCGAAAAAAUCUGGACAACAUCUAGGGAUUCAGAAUGUUAUGCAAUUAAACUUAUCUAUUUAAAAUAAAUUCCAUCACAUACCACAGGACAUUAGGUGUAAAGUUUCAUUCCCAAGAACACCAUAUGUUACUUCAUAUAAAAAUAAUCACAUUUGUAAGUUUGGUGUUAAGUUUGUCAUAGUUUUUUUGGGGCAAAACAUACGAAUUUGCUAAUUAUCACUUAUAUGCCAAAAUAACCACAACGCGAACUCCCUCCCAACAGCAAAUAGGACGUGGUUACGAAUAUAUAUUCAAUCUUAUACAAGUACGUACCAAAAAAAAAAGUUUUUCACCAGCUCAAUAUUUAAAACCACUGCAAAGAAGAAUGUGUUUUAUGCUACUACGAUAAUAAAAAAAGUGUUUAAUUUAUUUUUAUAUCUUGGAGGAUAAAACUGCAUCUGUAUACGAUCUAAAUAGUAAGAGGCGGGGCAUCGAAUUAGGAACCAUAUUGCCCUUAUUUAGCCAACAUGUUUUCACUUGAAUACAAAAGUAUACAUUUACAAAUAAGAGCCGGUGUAACUUGUACAAUUUGUUUAUCUGUGAAUGCAAGAAUAUGAAGAAUACUCAUCUCAUAAAUACUGUUUCGAUUUUGAAUGUAAAUCAUUCUUGAAUUAUUCAUAACAUCCAAAAUUGUAAUGGUUUGUUCCGGAGAAAGAAUAUUGCGAAAGUGUGAAUGCAACAGAAAUAGCUUGUAUAAACAAUAUAGGAUGUAAUGCCGACAUGUAUCAUUUAUAAGCGAUCUCACAAAUAUUAUUGUAAUAAAUAUACACACGCUUGCAUAAAAGAAAUAUAUAGGCGGUAGUUCAGUGCACCCUACUUUUUAGAUAUUUAUUUAAUGUCAGUUUCUCCGUAUCAGCCGUUAAAAUCAACCGAUUUAUAUAUAGCCAUACAACUUAUUUCAUUGCAUUUAUUCUUCCUUGUUAUAAUGUUUUUUUUAUAAAAACACAAAAAAUCCCCUUUUCCAAGGAAAGAAGAUUGAUACUUAGACGUUAAGUACAUCAAUGCCAAACUCAUCCAAAGUAUGUUCCGCCGCCUAUCCACAAAUAUAUAUGUAUUUUGUUAUAAUAAUGUAUGCAAAAGAAAAUAUGUUUUGUUAUCAAAUAAAUUUAUAUAUGACUAAAA
Mytilus californianus (California mussel) is the source of this 6259-nucleotide messenger RNA. RefSeq names its product filamin-C-like. The transcript has 24 exons. The record is from RefSeq and is a predicted model, not a curated record. NCBI's taxonomy places the organism in Eukaryota, Metazoa, Mollusca, Bivalvia, Mytilida, Mytilidae. Gene Ontology annotation, molecular function: actin filament binding. Gene Ontology annotation, biological process: actin cytoskeleton organization. Bases 268 to 4989 code for a protein of 1573 amino acids.